CCAGAUAAGGCCUGGGCCAACUUGCUGUAUAAAAAGUGUAAAACAAAGACGAAGACCAAGAACACAGCCAGCUCUACGAAUGCUAUACUUUCCUUGCUCCAUCUCCAACGCAUCCUUCCAUUGCCGGACCUUAAAUUCUCAAUCCAGGGAUUGCGAGGACGUCCAAGCAGAACCACCUCCGACGAUCGCCGCGGCGAGAAGGCAACCAUGUGUGGGUGCUGCGACGGCUGCGGCGAGAGGGUCUGCUGCUGCAUCCCCUACGGCGUCCGGGACGACAUCAAGAACUGCCUCAUCCUCCUCGCCGUCGUCGCCGGCCUCGUCGUCGUCGCCGGCGUGGUCAUCGUCAUCGUCAUCUUCGGCGGGCCCCUCCGCCACGUGCGGAUCACCGUGGAGGACGCGUCCCUCACCCGCUUCGCGCUGGUGAACGAGCCGCCGACGACCGCGCUGGCGUACAACCUGACGGUGGCGCUGACCGUCCGCAACCCCAACUGGGCCAUCGGAAUCAAGCACAACAAGCCGCUGGAGGCGGCGUACAGCUUCGACGGGCAGCCGUUCGAGCGCGUGCAGGUCGCCGACAAGGGCGAGAAGCUCGGCGCCCGGAAGACGGUGGUGUACCGCCUCGCGUCGGGCUCGGAGGGCCGGGCGGCGGCGCUGGGCAACGCCGGCGAGGCCGAGUUCAGGAAGGAGAACGCGACGGGGGUGUUCGAGCUGGAGGUGGCCGUCACCGGCAAGUUCAAGUACACGCUGCGCAAGACCAAGUGCAAGAUCGAGGCCACCUGCCCGCUCAAGCUGCAGCUCGCGCCGCCGGGGACGACGGCCGUCGUCGCGUUCCAGAAGGUCGACUGCAAGCUCGCCAAGUCGGAUGAUAAGUACUGCUAGCCUGGAGGUGGUUUGAUUUAGAUGGAGUUCAAGUGUAUGGGGUUGCUUGUGAUUUCUACACCAUUGUUUGUGGUUGGUGCUGGUUGCGAUUGAAUUGUUCUCUGAAUUCAUUCUUUUGCUUGCGAGAUGUAUGAACAAGAUUUGCUUAGCUUUCUUGAAACUUGAACAAUCGAGCUUUCUUCUGCUUGAAA
Messenger RNA from Panicum virgatum (switchgrass), 1070 nucleotides. RefSeq lists its product as uncharacterized. The coding region runs from base 208 to 879 and encodes 223 amino acids. The record is from RefSeq and is a predicted model, not a curated record. The transcript has a single exon. Gene Ontology annotation, biological process: defense response to other organism. NCBI's taxonomy places the organism in Eukaryota, Viridiplantae, Streptophyta, Magnoliopsida, Poales, Poaceae.